Molecule: messenger RNA, 1135 nt
Organism: Cuscuta europaea
Lineage: Eukaryota; Viridiplantae; Streptophyta; Magnoliopsida; Solanales; Convolvulaceae
Source: the annotation of a GenBank genome assembly
UAUAGUUUCACGUCUCUCCAUCUAUGCCGGCCAUAUCUUUCAACAAUCAACGCUCAAGUUUUUUUUGUUGAUAAAUAAUUGCCAUGGAUUUGAGUUCAAUCGUAGCCCCUUAUCGGUAUCAUUUCCAUGUGUUUGUUAACAACGCUAUUCUCAAUGGCGUUGAAAAUCGUCCGGCGAAUGCCUUCUUCAUUCAUUUUACUGUCCGGAAUACAACUAACCUUCACUAUAUUUCCCGUCAAACCAACAUGUGGGCCUUUCACCGUAAUCUAAACGAAGAUCCACACUUUACAAAAAACCUCAUACUUUCCGCAAACAAUAUGCUUUGUGACUUGAGCACAAGCUUCAAUGAGGUGGCUAUGGUGCUCGCAGAAGCUGCCAUUCCCGCCUCGGAGCACGCUUGCAUUGUGGAAAAACUCAACUCCACCGCCAUGGCGGUGGCUCGACGGUUGGGCAACCUUGAGGACGCAACCAUCCCUCUUGUUGUGUAUAUUUCCAAGUCACACUUCCAGAUCAUCGAAGAUCCCUUCCAAUCCAACUUGGAAGAGUAUGUGAACAACCAGUGGGCAGCGGCAGACAGAGACAGAUUUGAGGAGUUUGAUUAUAACGAGGAAGAGGAAAAUGAGAUUGAUGAUGAACUGGCAAGGUUAGCGAUAGAUAAUGAGGAGGAUUACAAUAUUUCUAAUGCAACCGAGUCUUCAAUCGCUACACUAGAGAAGGUGAAGUCCACCGAAAAAGGAGAAUGUGCGAUCUGCUUGGAAGAUAUGGAGGUGAACGAAAUGGUGACUCGCAUGCCUUGCGAUCACAAGUUUCAUGGAGAUUGCAUUGUGCAGUGGUUGGGAAAGGGACAUGUCUGCCCCUUGUGCCGUUUCGAAAUGCCGGUGGCCACCACCGUUGCCGCAAUGGAUGGUCAUCCUACCGCCUAGUUAGGGAAAUUUCAAAAUGCAUUAUCCUUUAAUUAUGUAUUUAUUUAGUAUUUUGGUCAUGCAAUUUGUUUUUUGUUGUAUGUGCAAUUUGUGUUAUAGACAAUCAGUUUUCAAUUUUAAUUAUGGGUUUAUUUACUAAUUUGGUUGUGCAAUUUGUCAUUUUUUUGCACAUUUGCAAUUUGUGUUAUAUAUAAUCAGUUCUUGGUAAGGUA